Molecule: messenger RNA, 2162 nt
Organism: Ananas comosus (pineapple)
Lineage: Eukaryota; Viridiplantae; Streptophyta; Magnoliopsida; Poales; Bromeliaceae
Exons: 4
Coding region: 241-1977 (578 amino acids)
Molecular function (GO): hydrolase activity, hydrolyzing O-glycosyl compounds
Source: RefSeq, a predicted model, not a curated record
UUUCUCUCUCAAUUCUGUAUCCUCGUCCCGCACGACCACUCACAAAUUAUCACUUCGAUUGAAGUUGCGUGUGCUUGUAAUUUACAACAUGGAAGCGUGCCGUUCCAACCAACGCCUCCUUCUCUUGUCCAUUUUUAUUACUUAAUAAAGAACAUUAUGAAUUAACUGUUGAUAUCCACGAAUCAGGAGGAUAAUCCUCCGGCCCAGUCAUCAGCACAACUCGCCGCUAGCCAAUCCCUCAUGAGUCCGCCGUUCCUACCCCUGCUGACCCUCCUCCUCCUCUCCGUCCUGCAGCUCCCAUCCUCCACCCCGGCUCCGACUCCAACUCCAACUCCGACCUUCCCGCUGUCGACGAGCUCUCGAUGGAUCGUAGACAGCUCCGGGCGGCGGGUGAAGCUGGCCUGCGCCAACUGGGCGGCGCACCUGGAGCCGGCGGCGGCGGAGGGGCUCGGCCGGCAGCCUCUCGGCGCUGUGUCGGAGCGGGUGACCUCCAUGGGCUUCAACUGCGUGCGCCUCACCUGGCCCCUCUACCUCCUCACCAACGCCUCCCUCGCCUCCCUCACCCUCCGCGCCUCCCUCGCCCGACUCGGCCUGCUCGAGUCCCUCGCCGGCGUCCGCGUCAACAACCCCGACCUGCUGGAUCUGACGCUCGUCAAAGUCUUUCAGGCAGUGGUAUCGAAUUUGGCUAGCAACAACCUCAUGGUCAUACUGGACAAUCAAAUUACCAGGCCUGGUUGGUGCUGCAGCAAGUAUGAUGACAAUGGUUUUUUUGGAGACGAGUACUUUGACCCUGAUGAAUGGUUGGAGGGCUUAACAAUGAUGGCAACAAUGUUUAAGAACUCACCCAAUGUGGUUGGAAUGAGCUUGAGGAAUGAGCUUCGUGGACCAAAGCAAAAUGUUAGCUUGUGGUACAGGUAUAUGCAAAAAGGUGCUGAGGCGGUACAUUUCGCGAACCCAACUCUUCUCAUUAUUCUGUCUGGCUUAGAUUAUGAUAAAGACCUAAGCUUCCUGCAUUUCAAGCAAGUGGAGUUAUCAUUUACAGGGAAAAUAGUUUUUGAGCUACAUUGGUAUGGAUUUUCAGAUGGCGGUGACUGGCAAAAUGGGAACCCUAAUGAUGUAUGUCGUAUGGUAUUGGAUACACAAAUGUGGAAGGCAGUCUUCCUACUUGAUAAGGGCUGGCCAUUGUUUCUUUCCGAGUUUGGGGUUGACCAAAGUGGUACAAAUAUUGCUGACAACCACUUUCUUAGCUGCUUUAUAAGUGUGGCGGCCGAACUGGAUUUCGACUGGGCUCUUUGGGCAUUGCAAGGAAGCUAUUAUAUUAGAGAAGGUCAAUUAGCUUAUGAUGAGACAUAUGGUGUACUUAGCUGGGAUUGGUGUAAGGCCAGGAGCACCGAUUUUCUCCAAAAAAUUGCAGCUCUGCAAUCUCCCUUCCAAGGUCCCGGUCUGUCCAAUAAUUCAGCAUACAAUUUAAUUUUCCAUCCUUUAACGGGACUCUGCCUAAUGGUGCAGUCUCCAUCCAAGCCACUUGAGUUGGGUUUAUGUGGAGAAUCCAAAGCUUGGAACUACACAUCGGAACAUAAGGUAGUGCUAAAAGGCACUGGAUACUGCUUGCAGGCUGAAGAUGUGGGCGAGAAUGCGAUGCUUGGAAGCAGUUGCAGCGAGUCCAAUUCAAAGUGGGAUAUGGUAUCUGCAUCGAAGAUGCAUCUUUCGACCAAACUUCCAAACAACGGAAGUACAGUGUGUUUGGAUAUUAAUUCAGAUGGUACUGUUGUGACCAAUUUGUGCAAGUGCUUAAGCCAAGAUGGGACAUGCAGUCCUGAAAGCCAGUGGUUUAAGAUCAUUACAAGCACUAGAGAUUUAGGUGGCCAAGGCUCCAAUAUCGAGUUUCGGUUUCCAAGAGGCCAGCUUACGCAAUUUCGUUUAGCCACAGUAAGUAAAGAAGAAAAUAGCUUACCAAAAGUAGGUGGAAAAUUGUGAAGUUAUCACAUUCUUUUCCUAUUAUUGGUGUGUAAAUAAAUUUUAUGUUGUAUCUGGUGGUAAUCAUUGUCCUUAUUAUUUGAUUAAGAAGCUCAAGGGCUUCAUUACUUGUACUGAAAGUUAAAGUAUAAGCUUCAAAUGCAAAUAUCCGAAUAAAUAUCAUGACUAGUCCUUUUAUCAUCCUA